Cercocebus atys (sooty mangabey) is the source of this 6800-nucleotide messenger RNA. RefSeq names its product sperm antigen with calponin homology and coiled-coil domains 1 (gene SPECC1). Gene Ontology annotation, biological process: actin cytoskeleton organization. Gene Ontology annotation, molecular function: protein binding. Gene Ontology annotation, cellular component: microtubule organizing center; filamentous actin. The record is from RefSeq and is a predicted model, not a curated record. NCBI's taxonomy places the organism in Eukaryota, Metazoa, Chordata, Mammalia, Primates, Cercopithecidae. The transcript has 8 exons. Bases 1902 to 4274 code for a protein of 790 amino acids.
CCCUCAGUCUGAGAGAUAAGCACUGUUAACAUUUUGUGGGUAUCUUUCUAUUGAUAGAUUUACAGUGUAAUGAGGGAAGUAAGACAUGAUCACAUGAAAGGCUUAAUAAUCCAAGACGCUGUUGAGUGACUAGCUUGUACUUUUUUUCUGCCUAGCUUUUUUUCUCCUUUUGGAAACUGCUUUUCCCAUAACUAGUGGAGCUGCCAAUCAUCCGGGUCCCUCUCCACUGCGAAUGGGUUGGACAGUGUAUCACCUCAGGCUCUUUUCUGGGAGAGACUCUCUAAUCUGGAAUCUCAAAUGCUAAAGACCGCUAGUCCUGCAGUGCUGCCGGGCAAGGCCUUCCUAUCCUCAGAGCACCCCUGUUUGAAUCAUACUAGUUUAGAAGAGUGAAGUUACAGGUGAUUCAAAACCAUUCCUGAUGACAACAUUGGACCUCAAGGUCUAGCUGGCUUAAAGCCAGCCUGAAUUCAUCCUAGACUUUCCUAAAUCAGUAAAGCCAACAAACUCACUAUUUUGCUUAAGCAAACUUGAGUUAGGUGUCUGUCAUUUGCAGAGUCCCUACUACUACCACCUCCUGUGUCUGUGCCAUGGUGCCACAUGGGGAGUCACCGAGAUGAGUUAGGACCCUGUAUGCCCCUUGCCCCCCAGGAGGAUGGGUGUUCCUCAGUGAGAGCAGGUUCAGUGCAUUGUGCCUGUUGUCUCCUUCAAGGCAAAGCGGGAUGGCCAUGAGAGGCAGCAGCCUUGGCCAAGUGGGGCAUGGGGCUGCCGUGCCAGGCCAGGCUGGCUCUGAACUGUUCUUUACUGCACUCUGUCCAUUAGAAUGACAGAGUCCGAGUCUGGAGUUAGAAUUAUAGUGAACAUGGGGGAUUCUGUGUCACAGAGGCUCUGCAAACCCAUGCCACCUGCUAUAUAAGAGCUCUCUGCCAUGCAAGAGCAGACUGGCUGCCUUCCACACCUAUUAUUCAGUAAAAUAGCAGUAAAAAUGCAGCUUGUGGCAAUGACUAAGCUUAGCCCAGGCCUGCUGAUGGAGUUCUUGGUGCCUGUGGAUAUAACACAUGUUGCUCGUUUACCUUCAGAACAUUUUUUCGGUGUUUUCUGGGCAGUGUAUUUGCUCCCCGUUGCAGUAGGUCAUUGUCACUGGGGCUGACUCUAGGCCGUCCAUAGUAGCAGGGAGCGUAGACCCCAGGUUUUGUGAGGAUGCCCAUAUCAUUUUGGAGCUCCCUGAAUUCAAAAUUAAGUAUGAAAAGAUUUAUUUGGAAUGAAAAAAAUUACAACAAAUUAUUGAAGCCUAGGCGUUUCAGAUGCCUACCUCUGAGAUCCCUUUAGUUGGCUCACCAGAAGCCCCUGCUGCGAUAUGCUUCCUGGUCGCAGCCCGACUUCCCCUUCCCACCUAGAACUCACAGUGCUCACAGGGUCAUGGCAAGGUGGUGGGGCACGGCUGAAGCUUCAGGGUAAAUGCAUUUGUGGAGAGCAGACUGAGUUUUUGUUUUUGUUUUUAAAUCUGUUCAGUGUCUCAGGGAGCAAUCAGCAAAAAGCUAGCCAGCCUACAUCUUGAAACCCUUACAUUUUGGAGAGGUACAAAUUAAGCAUUGAGGACCAAGUAGGAUGGAAAUAUGAUUUUGCACUUUGUGCAUGUGUGCGUGUAAGAAAGAGAAGAGAGAGAGAUUGUGAGAGGCAGGAGAGAGAGGGGGAGAGGCCAUCAGAACUUGGGGAGAGCAGAGCCCGCCUGCUUCCUGAGUGAAGCGUUGCUCAAGCGCUCUCUGCCCAGCCCCCUCUGAGUGUGGUUUUCCUCCCAGGCCAGCACCAAACUCAGAAUAGAGUGGCUGACUUGCUGAUUGAGGUUGGCAGCUCCCGAGAAGCAGGAGAAGCAGAGUUUUGCAGACAGAUCUGCGAAGACAAACAUGCGGAGUGCAGCCAAGCCCUGGAGCCCAGCCAUCAGAGCAGGAGGCCACGGCCCAGACCGGGCACGGCCUCUGCCUGCAACCCCUUCCGGCAUGAAGAGUUCUAAGUCUUCAACUUCCUUGGCUUUUGAGUCCCGACUCAGCAGGCUCAAGAGGGCCAGCAGUGAGGACACGCUCAACAAGCCAGGAAGUACCACUGCAUCGGGGGUGGCUCGCCUGAAGAAGACCGCCACUGCCGGAGCCAUCUCGGAGCUCGCCGAGAGCCGCCUGAGGAGCGGCACAGGGGCCUUUACAACAACCAAACGGACAGGCAUUCCAGCGCCACGGGAAUUUUCAGUAACUGUCUCAAGAGAGAGGUCUGUGCCACGUGGUCCCUUGAACCCCAGGAAAUCAGUGUCCAGUCCAACUUCUUCCAACACUCCCACUCCUACCAAACACCUGAGGACCCCUUCCACCAAGCCCAAGCAAGAGAAUGAAGGUGGAGAAAAGGCUGCGCUUGAGUCCCAAGUUCGGGAACUUUUGGCAGAAGCCAAAGCAAAAGAUAGUGAAAUUAACAGGCUUCGAAGUGAACUAAAGAAAUGCAAAGAGAAAAGGACUCUUAGCGCUGAGGGGACUGAUGCUUUGGGCCCAAAUGUUGAUGGAACAUCAGUCUCCCCAGGUGACACAGAACCUGUGAUAAGAGCACUUGAGGAGAAGAACAAGAACUUUCAGAAAGAGCUUUCCAAUCUAGAGGAAGAAAACCGGGCCCUGAAGGAGAAACUGAUCUAUCUUGAGCACUCCCCAAAUUCAGAAGGAGCAGCAAGUCACACUGGUGACAGCAGCUGCCCGACAUCCAUAACUCAAGAGUCAAGCUUCGGAAGCCCAGCUGGAAAUCAGUUGUCCAGUGACAUUGAUGAGUAUAAAAAAAACAUACAUGGAAAUGCAUUACGGACAUCAGGCUCCUCAAGUAGCGAUGUUACCAAAGCUUCUUUGUCGCCAGAUGCUUCCGACUUUGAGCACAUUACCGCAGAGACACCCUCAAGGCCCCUGUCCUCCACCAGUAACCCCUUUAAGAGUUCAAAGUGUUCUGCCACUGGGAGUUCCCCAAACAACGUCAGUGAAUUGUCCCUGGCUUCCCUCACAGAGAAGAUACAAAAGAUGGAAGAAAACCACCAUAGCACUGCAGAAGAACUACAGGCUACUCUACAGGAACUAUCAGACCAGCAACAAAUGGUGCAGGAAUUGACAGCUGAAAAUGAGAAGCUGGUGGAUGAAAAGACGAUUUUAGAGACAUCCUUUCAUCAGCAUCGAGAGAGGGCAGAGCAGCUAAGUCAAGAAAAUGAGAAGCUGAUGAAUCUUUUACAAGAGCGAGUAAAGAAUGAAGAGCCCACCACUCAGGAAGGAAAAAUCCUUGAACUGGAGCAGAAGUGCACAGGUAUUCUUGAACAGGGCCGCUUUGAAAGAGAGAAGCUGCUCAACAUUCAGCAGCAGUUGACCUGUAGCUUGCGGAAGGUUGAGGAAGAAAACCAAGGAGCUUUAGAAAUGAUUAAACAUCUGAAGGAAGAAAAUGAAAAACUGAAUGAGUUUCUAGAACUGGAACGGCAUAAUAAUAACAUGAUGGCCAAAACUUUGGAAGAGUGUAGAGUUACCUUGGAAGGGCUAAAAACUGAGAAUGGAUCUUUGAAGUCUCAUUUGCAGGGUGAGAAGCAGAAAGCCAUAGAGGCCAGUGCCAUGGAGCAGACGGCAGAGAGCUGCGAAGUUCAAGAAAUGUUGAAAGUAGCGCGAGCGGAGAAAGAUCUACUGGAACUGUCUUGCAAUGAGCUCAGACAAGAAUUACUAAAGGCAAACGGUGAAAUUAAACAUGUUUCCAGUCUGCUGGCAAAGGUGGAAAAGGAUUAUUCAUACCUGAAGGAGAUAUGUGAUCACCAAGCCGAACAGCUAAGCAGAACCAGCCUAAAGCUGCAAGAAAAAGCAUCAGAGAGUGAUGCAGAGAUCAAAGACAUGAAAGAAACCAUAUUUGAAUUGGAAGAUCAGGUGGAACAGCACCGAGCUGUCAAGUUACACAAUAAUCAACUCAUCAGUGAGCUAGAAAGUAAUGUGAUCAAGCUGGAGGAACAGAAGUCAGACCUGGAGAGGCAGCUAAAGACUCUGACCAAGCAGAUGAAGGAGGAUACCGAGGAAUGGAGGCGGUUCCAGGCAGAUCUGCAGACCGCGGUGGUGGUGGCCAAUGACAUCAAGUGUGAGGCCCAGCAGGAGCUGCGCACUGUGAAGAGGAAACUGCUGGAGGAGGAGGAGAAGAACGCCCGGUUGCAGAAGGAGCUGGGGGAUGUGCAGGGCCACGGCAGGGUGGUCACCAGCAGAGCCACCCCUCCCUCCCUGGGCUCUGUCAGCUAGCAGAGCAUUUGGUGGAAGAAAGACAGCCCAGCUCUUGCCAUGAUUGGGAGCCGCAGCCAUCUCUAGAUGAAAGGGAGAAUGUAUAGAGGAGAAAUUGCCUCUUUAUAAAGAGCCCAGUUGUCUCCUUGUGACAUUCUCUGUUUCUCAGAGUCAUUGCCGUCAAGUCUCUGCUUUUUGUCCACAUUUUGGGAUCAGCUCACUGCAUGAUCAAAGAUGAUGUUUCCCUCUUUUUACUUUUCCUCAGAAGAUUCAGCCGUCUUUUAUUUGGAGAAUAAAAUGAAGUUGUUCUGAAAAAAACAAAGUACAAGUCUUAUGAAAAGUUAUUUGCAACUGGAGUGCUGAAAGGGCGCAGUGGCAGAGCAGAUGCAGAGCUGGGCACAGCACAGGCCCGAGUUCUUUUGUUGUUGUUGUUUUGUUUUGUUUUUUUUGAGACAGAGUUUUACUCUUGUCGCCCAGGCUGGAAUGCAACGGUGCGAUCUCGGCUCACUGCAACCUCUGCCUCCCAGGUUCAAGUGAUUCUCCUGCCUCAGCCUUCCAAGUAGCUGGAAUUACAGGCACCUGCCACCAUGCCCAGCUAAUUUUUGUAUUGUUAGUAGAGAUGGGGUUUCACCAUGUUGGCCAGGCUGGUCUCAAACUCCUGACCUCAGGUGAUCGCCUGCUUCAGCCUCCCAAAGUGCUGGGUUUACAGACAUGAGCCACCGAGCCCAGCCCCUAAGGCCCAAGUUCUACUUUUUGGCGUUCAUUUCUCUGCUUCCUUUUGAUCAUGGUGUCUGAUCAUCUUGGAAUUCACAUUACUCAAGGCAAAAUAGGAAGCCAUCUGCAUGAUGUCAUAUUCCGAAGAAGUCAGAAAGUUCGUCAAGUUGGAGCUUUAUUCUUAUUGCCCAGGCUGGAGUGCAGUGGUGCGAUCUUGGCUCACUGCAAGCUCCACUUCCUGGUUUAAGCUAUUCUCCUGCCUUGGCCUCCCAAGUAGCUGGGACUACAGGCACGUGCCGUCACACCCGGCUAAUUUUGUAUUUUUAGUAGAGACGCAAUUUCACCAUGUUGGUCAGGCUGGUCUCGAACUCCUGACCUCAAGUGAUCUGGCCGCCUUGGCUUCCCAAAGUGCUGGGAUUACAAGUGUGAUCCCCGUGCCCGGCCCCUUCUGUGGGGUCUUGAUUGAGCCUCUUCACUCGGAGACUGACUUCAUUACCUCGUCUGAAACAAGGUGCCUGCAAGCUUUGAGUUGAUUUCCAGAAUCUUGCUGGGUUAAACAUAAGUAGAUAUUUGAUCAUAAAGGAUGUUAUUAAGCCAGAUAGGUAAGCACGGUGACAAUGGUAAUAGAAAUCUAAUGGAAAACGAUUGAAUGACAACUACACCAAAGUUUCGUGGAUGAAACUCACCCCAGAAACUUAGCGUUCAACUCAGAGUGAUACACAAUUCAAAAUGUGAUUUAAACUUCUGGAAAUAUGUGUGUUUGUGAAGAUUCAAAUCCAAUUCAGCAACCUCCAUCAGGCAGAAACCUCCUGCAAUUCUCACGCGAGGAACUGGUUCACAGUGUACACGGCAUGGAGCUAUUAGCGACGUUAUCCAAAGGAUGAGACAAGACAAGAGUUACAGUCUAAUAAAAGGAAAAUUAGGAACGGGAAUGCUCUUUAAACUCAGGAAGAUCUUUUGGGGUAUCAAACCGUACAGCACAGAAUCACUAGAAAAAUUAGUGUGGCGUGAGAAGAGUCAUUGAGGUCUUCUCUGUAAAAAUAACUUAGAUACUUGUGAGUAGGACUGAAAUUUAUAUUUUGGGAGCUCUUUACCUCAGAUUCAGAGUUCUUAGGAUUAUUUAAAAUUCAUUUGCUGGAUGUUUUCAAAUAUAAACAAUAAGGAAACUGCAACUUAACUUAAAAGGCACUGCUGUAUUUGCACCCCAUAUUUUGACCUGUCGUUAGGUACUGUUGAAUAUUUUUAUCUGUAAGCCUUUAUGAAGUGCAAAAUAAACAUGUUCUUAUAUAGAAGCAUCUGCUGCUUAGUUUUAAUCACCAGCUACGUUUCUGCAGGGACCUUAUGUCGUUUUGUUCUACAUUUUUUUCUGAAUACAGUUUCAGAACUUCAAAGCCACAUCAAGUAACUAGAAUUUGAAGCAGAAAAAAGCUGGACUGUAAGUUGUGAAUAGGAGGGUGACAUGGAAUAUGAACAAUUUCAUUAGUAGAACAAAAGGGCAUGGAGUAAAAGUGCUAAUUUUGCACAAGUUUUUAAAACUCUAGGGUCUCAGAAAAUAUAGUACGGACUUAAAGUCUAGAUGUGUUUCAUUGACAUUUAAAUAUGAAUAGAUUGGUGAUUUAAUGUAUUGGAUUUUUUCUUAAUUAUGAAGUAAUAUUUAGGAAUACUAAUAACAAAAUGGAGAUGUGUGAAGAAAAAUAUUAGUCUUUCUUCUCCCUCAGUACCACCUUUGAGGAAAUCAGUGUUAACAGUGUGUACAUUUUUUCUUUACUAGUAAAUAUGUAUAGGAUUCAUUUUUAUAUUUUUAAUAAAAAUUGGAUUAUAUUCUAUUCUGUA